Atta colombica is the source of this 1491-nucleotide messenger RNA. Its product is annotated as allantoinase. Gene Ontology annotation, cellular component: cytoplasm. The transcript is spliced from 12 exons. Bases 1 to 1491 code for a protein of 496 amino acids. Lineage: Eukaryota; Metazoa; Arthropoda; Insecta; Hymenoptera; Formicidae. Gene Ontology annotation, biological process: allantoin catabolic process; purine nucleobase catabolic process. The record is from RefSeq and is a predicted model, not a curated record. Gene Ontology annotation, molecular function: cobalt ion binding; zinc ion binding; allantoinase activity.
AUGACCGUAUUACCUCGAAUGAUACGAAUUGCGCAUUGCACUCACAGUUACUACCUAAUGGUACUUGACAGUGCACGUUCAAACAUGCAAUUUCAAGAAGAUUCCCGAAUUUGUGCUUUUGUAUCUCAAAGAACAGUUUUUAUGAAUAGUAUUCAACCGGCUACAUUGGUUGUAAUAAAUGAAAAAAUACGGGAAAUAUUGUACGACACUAAUGAAGAUGUUGUACGAUAUUUAUCACAGAAAUAUCCCGGCAUUGUGUUUAAUGAUUACGGCUCAUUAGUGCUAAUGCCUGGAAUAGUAGACUCUCACGUGCACGUAAAUGAGCCCGGAAGAAUCGAAUGGGAAGGAUUUCACACCGCUACACAAGCGGCCGCGGCUGGCGGUGUUACUACAAUCGCGGAUAUGCCCUUAAAUUCUAUUCCGCCUACUACUACUUUGGAUAAUCUCAAAGUUAAAGCAAGGGAAGCGUAUGCGAAAACAUUUGUAGACGUUGCAUUUUGGGGCGGUGUGAUACCAGGAAAUCAGCACGAGUUGCGAUCGUUAAUAGACGCAGGUAUAGUCGGUUUUAAGUGUUUCUUAUGUCCGAGCGGAGUCGAUGAAUUUCCACAUGUCUCUGUGGAUGAUGUAAAGAAAACUAUUUUAGAAUUAUUACCUACAAAGACUGUGCUGGCGUUUCACGCAGAAUUCGAGCGAGAUGAGAAAAUGAAUUCAAAAAAUGAUCCAGAGUUGUAUGAUACUUUCUUGCAUACUCGACCUGAUAUCAUGGAACUUGAUGCCGUAAAAUUAAUUUGUGAUUGGUGCAUGAAAUAUAACUUUCGAUGCCACAUAGUGCAUUUAUCAAGCGCGGAAUGUUUGACAUUGAUAAAGGAUACCAAAACUCGUGGUGCACCUUUAACCGUGGAAACGUGCUAUCACUAUCUGGUAUUAGCCGCGGAAGAGAUUCCAGCAGGUUUAACUGAAUUUAAAUGUUGCCCGCCGAUCAGGAAAAAUAGUAAUCGAGAACAAUUGUGGCAUGGUGUUAAAAACGGGACGUUAGAUAUGAUUGUUUCGGAUCAUUCUCCCUGUGUGCCAGAAUUAAAAACUUCCGGAAAUUUUUUGACUGCUUGGGGUGGAAUCUCUUCGUUGCAAUUCGGGUUAUCAUUAAUAUGGACAGCCGCGAGAAUGAGAGGCAUAUCAUUUUUUAAUGUUUCGAAGCUGUUAAGUAGUCAACCUGCAAAAUUGUGCGGUCUCGAAAACCGUAAAGGUGAUUUAUCAGUUGGAAAGGAUGCGGAUUUUGUUAUUUGGGAUCCAGAGGAAUCUAUUAAGAUCGAGGCAAACGACAUUUAUCACAAGAACAAACUGACACCGUAUCAAGGAAAGAUUCUAUUUGGAAAAGUAAUCGCAACUGUCCUUAGGGGACGAUUUGUUUUUAAGGAGGGAAAGAUUUGUGAUAAACCUUUAGGGAAAUUACUGUUAAGUGCAAAUAUUUUGCAAACGAUAGAAACUCAGUAA